Molecule: messenger RNA, 12130 nt
Organism: Drosophila biarmipes
Lineage: Eukaryota; Metazoa; Arthropoda; Insecta; Diptera; Drosophilidae
Gene: RhoGEF3
Exons: 15
Coding region: 57-10595 (3512 amino acids)
Cellular component (GO): cytoplasm
Molecular function (GO): protein binding; guanyl-nucleotide exchange factor activity
Source: RefSeq, a predicted model, not a curated record
CAAAAGUGACUUCUCAGUAGCUCCGAUUUGGUAGUUUUGUGCGUGUUGUAUAAAAAAUGACUACUGAAACCUAUUCUGAUUUGACAUAUGAGCGAGGGAAGGUGUCAAAGCGAUCUUUGCGGCCAAAACUACUGAAAUUGACAGAUGUGACGAUACCGCACCGUAGUCGAAAAAAAAACAAAGUUAAGACAAAAGACAGAUCUACUACAACAGUUCGCGAAAGGAUAUACGAUGAUCCGGCCUACACCGAAGAUAUAAGCCACUUGGCGAACCCCAUGCGCCGCAGUAGCAUUUCCGGGAAACCGUUAUUAGAGCACAAGGGGCGGAUCGAUACAGGCGGCCAGUCCUCUUCCAGUAGCUUGGUGACAAAGAACCAGCUGAGCAAGGAGCUGCAUCAGAAUGCGACAGGGAAGCAGGGAAAGACCAAGAUACAGCAUACUACCACUGUAACUUCUGGAAGCGCCGCCAUAAGCUUAAAUUAUGACUGCGAUUCGAGCAGCACCGACAACGAGCAUUUGGAGCCAAUCAAGGUUGGCAUGACUCGCCGGGUGCGCAGCCUUGAGCGCAAUCUGGCCGCCACAGCAUCAGAAAGAUUGGAAAAGAAAGGAACGCAGAAGCGGAACUCGAAGCAGAAGCGGAACUUGAGCCUUGACAACAAUCGCCAUCUGCCAUCAGGUCACCCGCAAAGGGAAGUGGUAGCUACGGGUAAGCACGGUCACAACGCUGAUACCCGAGCUCGCAAGGAACGGAAUCGGAAACUUUAUAGCGAGGGCGCCCAGGAAGUUGCCCCAACGGAAGUAAGUGAACUAGAUGACGUGUACUCCGUCCGCAGCUCCGCUCAGGACUCCAUCGCCACUUUACCUGCAGAUUCGGCCUCCGACGCAGCGAAGGUUGCCAUUGGCAAACGAUUCCUGCGCGGCGAAAUUGGAAUUAAAAGCUUCAAUUACUAUCUGCUCAAGGAAGGUUUAAAGAGCUCAAAAAAACUAGUAGACAAACAUCGAAACCCGACUGGUAGUGAGGAGCCGCCUGUCAAGGCUGAGAAGCGAUAUUCCCGCAGCGAAGAGAACAUCUACGAGGAGAUUUUUUUUAAGGAAACCGCCAGCACGGUCAACUCAACGGUCACAGGCGCAACCACUGGCUUAGCAAAGUCCGUCGCAUCGGCACAAACUAACGACGAUUUUCACAACCAUCACCCUAAAAAAGGUGGCGCUCAGCCACACGGAAUAAGCGCAACCGGUGUUGGAAACGAAACCACUGCUGACGCUUUUGCAGGCUGCGAGAUCUGUAUGGAGCACUGCAGCAAAGACAACUGUGAGUUCUGCUUGGCACACCUUGGACCUGUGGCAGAUGGAAAGGUGACGGCGCCACAAUCCCAACAGGAGCUCUACAUAAACCAGGGACAUCAGCAAGAGAACGCUGCGGAACCACGGACAUCGUCUAAUGGUGGUUCAGGGAUCGGCUUGCCGGCCGCCCAUAUUUUGGAGUUUCAAUCGUACAACCCCAAUAAUCCCGGCGUGUAUAAAAUUGAGACGACCCCAGUGGCUAUAACAGGCGACUACAACCCGAUACUCCAGUUCCAACAGUCCUCAGCCACUACGUCCACCUCAGCUAACACCACGCCCAGUGAGCACCAGCAGCUGCAGCAACAUAUUUAUGGUGGCUACUACCUUCCGCAUACGCACCAGAGGACAUAUCAGCCGCCCAUUGGUGGCAAUCCAAUGCCGAAUCGCUAUGCUGUAGGCGGCAGUCUGCUCUUGGCCCAGGUUGCCGGAACCGCGCAUGGGUCUGCCACGCCUCCCCGUCGACCCCAGCAGCAGCACUACAUCGUGGGAUUCCAGAGUGGAGGGGGUGUGGCAGGUGCUGCUUCUCUGCAGCGGUUAAACACGAAGUCCUCCUCCUCCAGCGACUCGCUGCCGUAUCACAAAUACAAUACCAUGGCACGACUGGAGGCAAACGUGUUCGCAGAGCCGGCUACUGGAGACCUCUACUAUGCCGUCGGUGGAACGCGACCGCUACAUCCGCUUAUGUACGCCGCCAACCGACCGAUUGGAGGAUCCCAGACUCUGGUGGACCCAUAUGACCCCCAAAUAUACAAAAGCGACUCGAAAGCCUCUAUCCUCAGCGAGUUCUCCCUGCGCAGCAGCGAUAACUCCCAGCGGUACGCUCGGCAAACUCAUCGACGGCAUGGCGGGCGCGUCAGUGAUUCAAGUCUUUUUUCGGUGUAUUCGAACUCCGGCCAGAGGCGUUACUUUGGGAGCUCAGAAAGCAGGUUCGGAUUUGACUGUAGGCGCUGUAGCCUGGACGGUGUUAUUGGAAUGAGCUCUGUGUCUGGAGUGCCUGUGACAGCUCACGACAAGUGCAGCUAUUCCGACAACUGCCGUUACGAGUGUCGAAACUGCGACUGCUCGUCAAAUUACUUUAGCUCAGAUUUUGACGAUGUGUAUGGCUCCAUGGCGCGGGGUGGUAGCAGCGGUAUUCCGCGAAAGACUGCAGCGGGAACACUGCCUUCAAGUGCCCAAGAUGAGCCCGCCGAGCUCCGCCUGGAAACCGCACCACCAGUAUCAAUGGAGCAACAGCAAUGCGCACCUCCUCUAGACCUAAAACAGAAUAAGUACGCCCAGGAUUUUUUCAAACAUGUCAACGACGUGAAACGCAGCAUAUACCAGUCUGAAAUGCAGAGAAACAAUAGCUUGGAAUCUGCUCGUCGGGGUCCAAGAGCUGGUAGCAACAUAAGCAAUACCAAAGCUAGUCCCAAACGGGCCGUUUCUCAGGAACUCAGAACUGAGCCCGUAGUAACUACGCUUCCAUUAAGCAGGGGCCGUCUGACCACAGGGCCGAAGCCCACUCCGGCGCCCAGAACUAGUCUACAGGCUCAGACUCCACUGCCAGACUGUAAUGUGCAAAAAGAUCCCACGCCCAGCAAGCGCAAAAGUCAACCGACUGGCAGGAGAGAUUACCCUUCUUUGGACCGACUCCUAGCAUCUUCUACGGGAACUAUUCCAAAAAAACACAAUAGGACCACGGUGGAGACGGGCCUACAAAACCAAAAGCUUACUCAAAAGUCUGAUGCUGAAAAUAGUUUCAAAACUGAAGAACAAUUUCCGUUACCUGUGGCCAAGCGACACCAUCGUACAAGCGGAUCGAAGGCAAAUCAAAACAUACCCGGUCCGAGCAUUCGACGAAAAGACAUUCCGGCCCCUCCUCCGCCCUCUCCUGCUACUUAUUCCGACCUACAGGAGCUGAAAGCCAAUAUGGAGGGCCUUCAGGACGAUACUAAGUCGCGAAGCUUAGAAGGCGAAUCAUCAAAUCAAGUUCAAAAAGUUCCUAGUUGUCUAUCUGAUAAAAUAGAGGAGCUCUUAACUUGUGCGCCAGAUGCAAGUGCAGCGGAAACAGACGACAACGAAGUAUUUUAUGAUGCACGCAGCGAGGAUUCUGGCGGGGGCAUCUUGCCAUCGGAGGCCAGUUAUAUAUCAGAAAAGAGUCCGUCCCACAUGACGACAUCUACACAGGCACUGGGGGACAUCAUUGCUAACGAGAACCGCAAGGCCGAAACUGGCACCAAGGCAGCGCACUCGGCCAAGGAUGUCCAUUCCCCGCCCCCAGCCGCCCCUGCGCCCGAUUUGAGGGAGGCGUCUGCCAUCGCGGACAUACCGGAAGUGAAUGCCAUCAAUAAAGGCAGCGACGAAGCUGAGGCCCCGACUGGGAACUUCGGGAGCCCAGCUGGAGUGGAGAGCCAAAUGGACUCCCGUCGCCGCCCCCGCCAACCGUCGCCCCAACUGCCGCCCGAGUCCACGGACACUUUGGAGGCAAGCGGCGAAGAGACAAGCAAAACAAAACACGGGAAAAAGGCUCCGGCAGACGCAAGUGCGCCCAGGCAACAUGUUGCUCCAACAUGUUCGAAGGGGCAACGCUCCAAGUGGCGCUCCAACGCUCCAAAUGUUGCCAACGAAAUCUCAACAACCACCAACGCCAACACGACCGCCAGCAACAGCGUAGUCGAGCUGGAGCUUAGUUGCAAGACGGGCAACACGGAUAACGCAACGCCAGCGGUAGCGCACAGCAAUCAGACGCCUGUUGUACCUGCCGGUGGGACAUCCACAGUAACUCCAACCCAUUCCAGACCAUUGACACGCCAGGACUACUCCUGCCUCGACUCCAGCGAGGCGCAAUCGGACGAUAGUCACCUGACACGCGAUUCUAUUACCCGAGAGUCCCAGAACGAUGAGCUUUCUUCCUCGACAAUCGAAAAACUAGACGUUAGCACUCUACCGCUGCCCGCUCUUCCCAAGCGUCGCCGCACUCGCUCACGCACUAGUCCCUCAAAGCAUCGACAGCAGCAGCGUCAUGAUAUUGUCGAAGAUGGCAAUGCGGUCGAUGAAUCGUCCGCAGAAACAGUCCAAAACCCUCUCAAGCCACGACAGCGAGCGGUCACUCCAGAGUCACACAAGUCAGAAAUAAGCGAGCCGAAACACAACGCACCUGGCCAGCAGCAAAAGCAAUCACAUCCCCAACAGCAGCAGACACACCUCUCUGCCUUCCAGCAGUACGUCGCCAAGCGACGAGAGAGUCUCGAGGCAUCCAAUCGUUGUUUUAACGAGAAGCUGGAGGCCCGCAGAAUGCACUACCACAUUGGGGGCAGCGGCGCCAAUGGAAACGCUGCCGCCUCCCACUUGGCGGCUGGGUCCAACGUAGUUCCAACGUAUCUUUUCGGAGAACACUUUCGCGGGGUGUCCGGAUCUGGAAGAAAGUCUGUAUCGCCCAAUACCAACAAGGAGGAAAUAUUCCUGAACAAGUCUGGAUGGGUACAGGUUAACACCAAACGUGGGAGCAGCAAGAAUGACACCACUGGUGGUUGUCACCGACUCAGCUAUGGCCAACAAAAUGGUGAAUCGGUAUUUCCGGACAACGGUCACGAACGAAUUACGGCAAGGGCUAUUCCUCCAGACCCUGUACGUCGUUCAGACCUGGCACGGCAGUCCUUCAUUCAGCAGCACCAGCAGCAGCAAGCCAAUAUUAGCAUGACCGAGUCCAAGUUUGUCGGCUCCAAGGUGGAGGAGCUAAUUCAGAGAAACGAAGCGCGGCUAAGUGGUUACUCCCCCCGGGACCCUGCCCUUCGCCCGGGAUAUCGGAUUAUUGAUCCCCAACUGGCAAACAUCCUCAACGAAAGACCAGGUUUCUUGCCAGUAAAAAGCACCAACGAUCUGGACUCUCCCAUCACUCCAAUUCUUUCGCCGCCCCCCGCUUUCCAGGACAAUAGCCGAAGUGCACGGCAUCCGGAACGCCGCAAGCCGGUUCGCCAUCAGGGUCCUCUGCCUCUGCCUGUGUCGGCCCAGUUGGGCACUUCGCUACACAGCAACGGUCCCGCUAAGGGAAUGGUGUUCUCCAGGAGUUUCGAAUACGACAACCGCCGUCCCACGCCCACCGACAACUAUGCUGAGACCUUUUCCCGCAGCUUUGAUGGAAACCUGUCAGAACGGCCGCUGAACUUGGCUGUUUUAGCGGGCCAGCGGGAGAGAUCACCCAACUUCAGCACUCUGACCGGCAACUCACCCAACUACCUUACAAAGCGAGAAAGUGGUGGUGGCAGUAGUGGCUCGCUUCGCAGCCGCGACAACUCUCCUAAAUAUCUGCAUCCGCAAACGACGACGGCCUACUUAAAUACAGCUGUCAAGGAGGCGCCCCCUGUCUACAGUGUAGCCACCGCCAGUCAGGCCAAGUACUCUCCGCGCUCCCGUCACGAACGAACAGCUGAGCGUUCCAAGAGCCAUGCCCUUGGGCGUUCUCGUAAGUCCCAGUUCAGCCGUGUAAGCAGUGCCGGGCCACUGGCAGUACAUCCCAAUACUCAAAAUAUAGGAGUGUCGCGUUUCAGAAGCUUUGACACAUCCAAGAGUCUGCGCCUCAAUUCCUGCGACAGUGGCGCGAGAUCAGAUCUUUCCAAUGAUGAGCUGGACAACGAAGAUGGCGGUCUAAGCGAGUUUAUCUCUGCCGGCAGCCACAAGUUCCCCAAACUCGGUACUAGCAGCGUCAGUAUCUCCCCAUUCAAGAUACAACGUCAACGGUCUCUAACACCAGAUCGGAACGACUCACAUAGCUCGUCCAGCAGUCUGAGAAAGCAAAGAUCGCUGACCCCCGAAUCCAGGUCCUUGACUCCCGAGGAGCGCCGAAAGAAGGGGUCUCAAAUUUCUCUAAGCGGCUCCCGCCAGAACUCCAGCUCUAGGAGUAAUACGUUAGAGGUACGCCAGCGGCACGAGGAAAAGACGCAACCCAUCAUAUCGCGAAGCUCCUCCAGUUCCAGUUACAGUGGUGGUGACUCUCACGAGCCAAAUCCCUCCAAUGCCAACUCGACUGUAACUGCCUCGACCGCCGCUGCUGGAAGUGGAUCCACUGGUCAUCGACGUGCAAUGACCGUUAAGCAGGCGGAGCAGGAGCACCGGAUCCGACGUUCGAGAUCCUUGCAACUAACCGAGCGCUCUCCAAGUCGAACGCACAAAUCAAUAGUUAACGUUGGUGCUGCGACUUUGCAGCAGCAGGCGGCGGGAACUGCCUUUCAGCAGACCCGCUUCCCACCCUCCAUCCGAGCCUCUCCAUCCACAGCUAAGAUCCACGUCAACCCGGCUGCGCCACCAAGCAACUCGUUGAGAAGUCGGCAGAACGAGGCAGACAAGGCGCGCUCCUUCGACUUUGACUACAACAACUACAAUCGCAGUGCAGGGACAAAGGGAUCAGCGCGGAACGCUUACACAAGUGGAAGCGGAGGAGACAGUGGAAGCAACCAGAAUCUGCGGAUGGAGAGGGAGUCCCGAUCCUUUGACGACGACUUUCGCGAAGCUGUGCUCAACAACAACAACAGCAGCAACGGAAGCAUAAGCGGGUUGCGUUUUCUACAGCCUGUCGCCGAUUCCGGACACGUGUCUAUAGCUUCCACGUCCUCAUCCCGCCUACGACAGUGCAUUUCUCCCGUAAAUGCUUCUAGCAUGGAAGCGUCGCGUUCUCCUCAGUCAUCGGGAUCCUCGUCUAACAACCUCCAUCAGCCGGCGAGACAAUCUGGUAGCCCUCAGAGCUAUGGGACGCGUCUUUGCGACCACGAGCUGACCUACGAAAUGAUGCGAAAAUCGCCGAUCAUGAACUUUCGCCGAGGAGACAGCGGUGAUUAUGAACUGCCUGUAAUGCUGCGAAAUCGUGAAACCAUUAACUCGGGGGGCAACAGCGAGCUCAACUUUAUGAGCAACGAAACGCGAAUUUACGAACACCCGACCACUGUGCUGAAGUCGCAGCGCUCACUCCGCCAAAGCCCGGUGUCACGGGACGACCUUAACCUGGAGGUUGCUGUCGGAGUGGGUGGCGACUAUAUUUACAGGCAGCAGGCCAACCAACCGCGAAGCAGCAGUAGUAACGCAGAGUACCCAACAACGGCAACCACCAAAAGCUGCAGCAAAACUCUGGAAACCUGCGACUAUUGGCCUCGCUGCGCGUCCUGUCAGAAAAAGAGUGCUCCUGAAGAAAUCAAGAAAAUCCAUUCCGUGUCCACCGUUUCUAUACUUGAGCAGGACAAUUUGCAGCCCCACGUCACCUCAGUGACCGUUAACGAAGACCCCAGAGUCCUGGGUCCAAAACCCCAAGAAGUACAAAAACCAAAUCCAUCAUGGACCUUCUUGUGUAGCGGUAUUGCCAGUAUUUGCCAACCCUUCGAGCAGUUGGAAGCCCAGGAGAAUACGUCCCAAGUGGCGGCAGAGGAGGAUAUCGUUCUUAGGAAGGUCGUACACGACCGGUGCCACAGGAUGGGCCGCAGUCGGUCUCUGUCAAGUCUGAUGCAUCGGAGACCUCAAUUCACGGGAAUGCCUAAAAGCGGAAACCCUGGAAUGAGGUCAAACAGUAGUUUUGCUGUGGGUUUGUCACAGCAAAUUAAGGCUGUCUCCAGUCCCACGCUGUCAGAACCACUCUCGGAGCCACCGCCGCAAAAGACAGUUGAACGCACGGACGUGGCGGCCACAAGCAGCAGCGGCGGAAGUGGAGUUGUGGGCUUGGGCGUCUUGCAGAAAUUCAAGCGCACUUUGAACAACUUCAACAGCAAGAAUCAAUUGCACAUCACUCCAUUGUCCCCGCCGACAGCAUGCAGCAAUCUGACAAAGGCUAAAACAUCACCAACAACACCGAAUGUAUCCAUUCCUGCUUCUGCGGCGACAGCUGCUAGCGAGCCUGGGACAGAGGGUGGAGAUGCUAGCUCCGGAAAAUACCGAUUCGGGCCCCUCAUCUGGCGCACUUCCAAAGAGCGUCGGAAGACGAAAUAUAACCGACGCGACAAAUGCAAUUCCGGCGACUCGGGCAUUCAGAUCGAGCUCGAGCAGGAUGAGCAAUACUCCCGUGCGCUGGCUGUGAGUGUCCAACGAGAAACGACCGCUUCUGUUUCAACCAAUGGGACGUCCAGUGCCGGGGACUCCAAGGUGCGAUCAAUUCGUCGAACCAAUUCGGCGAAGACAAGCAGUAUCCUCGGACCCUUUACUGUAAAAACAAAGCGCGUCAGGGCUGAUAAGGUUGAACGCGAAGCUCCCGAAUCCCUGCCCACGAGAUCUCUUAGCCAGCCCAAUGGUCUGGAGUCAUAUGGCAUGGGACGGCCUGAUCUUGAAGACAGCGACAGUGACAGUGUCGCGUCAAACGAGGAGGCUAUCAGCUACUACCCAACCAUCUAUGCCGAAGUGCUCUACAACUUCACGGCCGGCGGUCCUCAAGAACUUGGCCUGGAACGGGGAAUGCUCAUUGAAAUAUUGCGCAAAGAGGUUGGACCCUGGUGGUUCGGCCGCAUUAAGAAGGAGGAAACCAAUUACGUGGAGGACAUAUUGGAGCCUGAGCUAGGCUGGUUUCCUAAGGAAUUUGUCCGCAUAAUUCACUGUCCUGAGACGGAUAUUUUCUUUACCGCGCAUAGGGCUGCUGCAGCUGAGGCAGAGACUGAGGCUGAUGAAACUGCAGCUCCUGGAGAAGAAGAGUCUAUUCCUGUUUCUGUUUCGACGUUCGUCGAGGACGCAGACGUCACAGUGACCACGGAUCAAAGCAACGUCACUCUUAUUGUCAUUGAAUCGCCGCCAGCCCCAAAAAUUCUUUCUAGUUCCGACCCAAUUGCCCAACUGGACAACAACACAAUCCUGCGUCGAAGUGCCGUUCGCGAACUGCUUGAUACGGAGGUCAAUUACGUUAAACUGCUGGCAUCUAUUUGCGAUGGGUAUCUGCCUGCCAUGAGCAAGCGCAUCGAUAUAUUCUCGCCGAACAGUAUUCGACUGAUCUUUUCCAAUAUUAUAUCAAUUUACAAGUUCCAGCGAAAGUUUCUCGAGGCCUUGCGACGCGGAAUUGAGCAAAACCAGAUUGCUAAAGUUUUUCUUAAUAUGCACAAAGGUUUCCUCUGCUACUCCACUUACUGCAACGCUUAUCCUAGAGCUCUAAUCGAACUAGAGACUUACGACCGCGUAAAAGACGCCCGUACCAUUUUGGAGAACUGCCGCGAAUCGGAGAACUUGGCCGAGCUUCCGCUUUCUGCCCACCUUCUAGCACCAGUGCAACGUAUCUGCCGCUAUCCGCUACACCUUAAUGAGAUCAUUAAGUCGGCAUUAGAAAAAGCGGAUGAGAUAGAUGGUGGCGCAAAACCAGCUGCCGCAAAGUAUGAACAACUUGACGUCUUUGAGCUGGACAUACCUGACUCUCAAGAUACUGUCAAUUUGGCGCUGGAGGCGAUGCGCGGCAUCACAGAGGCGGUCAAUGAGGGAAAACGCCACAGCGAGACGAUUGCAAGGCACCAGGCCAGCUUCCAAAAUUUUAAGGGACCCCCGCUGCACUUGCACAGUGCUCGCUUCUUCCUGCAAGUUGAUGCUACGCGUCAAAAACAGAAUCUUUGGAACAGCAGCUACACUUUGUUCCUAUUUGAUAACCAGCUGGUCUACUGCAAACGCGAUAUUAUCAAGCGCAGCCACUUCAUUUACAAGGGCCGCAUUUUUCUAGACCGCUGUCGCGUGGUGAACGUGAGGGACGGAAAGAUGUUUGGGCACACAAUUAAGAACUCCCUACGCAUAUAUAGCGAGUCCCGAGACAAAUGGUACGAUUUUAGCUUCCGUUCGGCCAACCGGAAGCAUCGCUUUCUUAGCACAUUGGCACUAGAGCGUCAGUUUGGUGGUAAAGCUCUAUAUGUCUCGGAGAUGACUGGUUUCGAGUACAACUACGAUGAGCGACCGGGCGAUUGUUCAGAUCAAUCUGACAACGAGGCGCAAGACUUUGAAAUAGCAACGGGGGCCAACAGCGGUGAGAGCUCGGCUCCGGAUUCACCGGCCAAAUCUUCGUCUCGUCUGUGCGAAACUUUGCCUAAAAAAUCGCAAUCUAGGGACGGCAUAUCUAGCACAGACAACGCUCAAAUAUCAUCAUCAGGUUCGCUAGGAAGACGUCAUUUUGGUAAUUGGUUCCGCAAGCCGAAGAGCGCGAACUGCACUCCGAGUCAGUCACCAACGCACAAGCCGGGCUUUGACGCAGACGCAACACUUACGGAAGCCCGUGUGGCUGCCAUGGAACUGGCCGAAGCCGCGGCUGCGCUAGUGCCAACGGAUAACUCCUCCGCAUAAAUGCUCGACACAGUUAUGAAUAAACGAGAUGUACUCGUUCUUGAAUACAUGGUAUAAAAUAUUUGUUACAAUAAUAUUAAAUUGCCUUUAGUCAUAGUAAGAUGUAGUCGAAUGAGUAUUUCAUUCUAAUUGAGUUUUUGUUAGUGUUACCCUUUUAUUACAUAUUGAAUUGUUUGUUUUUAUUUUAAAUUGUUUGUCCUUUAAGUCUCUGAACGUCUGUCAAAGUAUAAGCAGACGACUUACAGUAAAGCGCUAAUAAUAAUUUUAGAUUUACAAACUGAACAAAUAUAAUGUAUACUUCUGGCAUUUCAAUGCGGUUUAUAUACAAAUGUCGCCGACUGCUAGUCUAAAAACCUAUUACCUGUCCAUACUUGUAAUUCUAGAUUAUGUGAUAAGUCGAUAAUAAACAGCCGCAAAUUAUUUAAAAUUUUCCUUUUUGUGUUCGCUUAGAGAACUUCCCAAGAUGAAUAGAAAACUACCCACAGAAUUGAUAUUGAAAUACGUUUAGGAAACAUUGAUAAUUAAAUAUGGAACUUUUUAAACAAUAGAAGUACAUAUUCUUAUCAUUUAACGUGCAACGGUACUAAGAUUGGUAUUUGUUACUGUUUUUGUUAGGCCAAUCCACAAAGGCAUGUUUUCAAAGUAAAGUAUGAAAAACUUACCUAAAUUGAACUAUAAUAUUUAAAAAGGUAGUAUCGCAUUAUUAAAGGAACAAUAUUAUUGCAUGUAAACAAAUUGUCAUUACGAAUUGAAACAAUAUUGUAUUAUACAAAAAUUGGUUGAUUGUCAAUUUAAAGUCUAAAAAUUGAAAAAUGUUAACAUUACAACACACUACUUGCAAUAUGCAACAAAACUAUUGAGCGAAUUUAAUUGUUUCUAAAAAGAAACACGAAUAAAUCCCAAUAAUUUUAAAAAAUUUGCCCACCCAGUUGGCAAGAAAUAUAAAUUGACAGUCAAGAGAUAUAAAUUAAAAAAGCAAUUUACUAUUUAAUAGACUUUGCCACAAAAUCUAAUUGGUUUUUGGAAAAUAAUAAAACUUUCUCUGUAAAAAUAAUUGAAAAAUCGCCAAGGCAACAGUUCUGCACUAUUAUAUUACAUAUGAAAUGAAAAAAAAUAUAUAAAUUUAAAGCAAGGCUGAAAAAUCAAUAACGAACAAAACAGCCAUGCCAACACAGCUAAAACAAUAGCACCAAACAACUCCAUAUAGUUGAUUUACCAUAUAGUAAACUUGGGACUACUUACACAAGUAUGUGUGCGCUCUCCUAAAUCGCACCAGUUUGUUAAGUUUGAACCAGACAAACAUGAUAACUUAAAUAAUUGAAAAAAUGUAUAAAUGAUAACCUAUCGCCAAAACCAAUUGUACACCAAUGGCAAGGGUGUAGGGCAAGAGGAACUUAUGUAUAUUAGGAAGCGUAUAUGUUUCAGUGAAAAUACCUGUUACGCCAACCGGAAACAAAAAACCGGCCCUUAUAUACCCUUUAGCGACCACAAAUAUGCUCCAUAUGCCAAAUAAAUAAAUAUAUAUUUAUCCAUAA